AUGUGUACAAGUUUCCUAAAGCAUAGAAACAGGGUGUUUAUUGGGUCAAGCAUCAAUUGGAAUUUUACCAUGUUUCUAGGUGAUAAAGAAGGUCGAGUCAUAGGUCUUUAUGGGCUAACUACUUCACCAUUAUCCAUUCAGGGAGAUAUUCACAAAGCAUUAAAUGCAGCCGAAGGAAUGGGGAUUGUUAUAGGAUCGGGAAUGGCUUCUCAAAAGCGUGAAUGGAGAAUUUUUAACACAAAAGAAGCUAAGCCUAUUGGCAAAGAGCCUAUUGGCGAAGUGUUGUGA
Lactuca virosa is the source of this 288-nucleotide messenger RNA. The record is from the annotation of a GenBank genome assembly. NCBI's taxonomy places the organism in Eukaryota, Viridiplantae, Streptophyta, Magnoliopsida, Asterales, Asteraceae.